AUGCCAUUGCUGACACUCAAAAACAACCGACACUCGCCCGUGUUAAUCGACUUUGAGGUGAACGACAAAAUCAAAACAAUUAAGAAGCAAAUUGCGCCGAAGGGGAUGACGGAUAUGUCAAACAUAGUGUUGUUUUACAACGAGACGGAACUCAACGAGGAGAAGACGUUUAAGGAAAUGGACAUAAAGGGCGGUUCUAUCGUUGUGUAUUUGAUCAAAAAUGAUAUCACAAAAGAGGCGGACAAGCUGAUCCAAAUGCUUAACAAAGGAAUCAAGUUCCAUAAAGCCAAAAAUUACCUUCAAAAAACUAAUGGCAAUGUGAAGGACGCGUUAACCCUCGCUAAGAACGAAAAAGACGAGACAGACGACGACUCCUCGACUUACAGCGACGACGAAAGUACAAGCGAAUUUGUCCCACCACAAAGCCAACACCCACCUACUUUCUCACAGGUCGACUCAUCACAGGAUUACGCAGAAGAAGUAUUGUCGGAAAAUUUCAAGUCUGGGGAAAGUGGACUGAAUAACUGA
This is a messenger RNA of Entamoeba invadens IP1, 528 nucleotides long. RefSeq lists its product as hypothetical. Gene Ontology annotation, molecular function: protein binding. The transcript has a single exon. NCBI's taxonomy places the organism in Eukaryota, Evosea, Mastigamoebida, Endamoebidae. The coding region runs from base 1 to 528 and encodes 175 amino acids. The record is from RefSeq and is a predicted model, not a curated record.